Molecule: messenger RNA, 1579 nt
Organism: Erigeron canadensis
Lineage: Eukaryota; Viridiplantae; Streptophyta; Magnoliopsida; Asterales; Asteraceae
Product: kaempferol 3-O-beta-D-galactosyltransferase-like
Exons: 2
Coding region: 51-1445 (464 amino acids)
Molecular function (GO): UDP-glycosyltransferase activity
Source: RefSeq, a predicted model, not a curated record
AAUCACCCACUUUCCUUCUACCCAACUUUUCUCUCGAUUACGACGGCCAAAUGGAGAUCAAUAGCAACCGCAAUGAAGGCAUACCGAAGAGGCAUGUCGCGGUUUUCGUAUUUCCAUUUUCUUCACACCCUCCACUUCUUUUAACCCUUGUCCGUAUGCUAGCUUCCGCGGCCCCUAACGUCAUUUUUUCAUUCUUUGGCACUGCAAAGUCUAACCAAGCCUUAUUCUCUGAUCAAAAAUACAACAAUAUACGUCCAUAUGAUGUAUCGGAUGGCAUACCUAAAGAUUAUGUUUUCAUGGGCAAGCCCCAAGAGGAUAUAAACUUAUUUUUGGCAGUGGCUGAAGAGGAGUUUAGGAAGGGCGUUAAAGUGGUGGAAAAAGAUAUUGGGCUCAAGAUUGGUUGUCUUUUGGUUGACUCUUUUUUUUGGUUUUUGGCUGAUAUGGCUGAUGAAAUGAGCAUUCCUUGGGUGUCGUUUUGGACUGCUGGGGCUAAUUCACUCUCUGCACAUUUUUAUACUGAUCUUAUAAGGCAAAAGUAUGAUGAAAUCAAAGGGACCGUAGGGCCUGAUGAUGAAAUUGCCGACUUGAUUCCUGGCCUCAAGACAGUUCGAAUAAGUGACUUACCAGGGGAAGUCGUUCUUGGAAACCUUGAAUCGCCGUUCUCAACCAUGCUACAUAAGAUGGCAAGGUCCCUGCCUAGAGCGACUGCUGUUCCCAUAAACUCUUUUGACGAAUUAGACCCUGAACUCAACAAAAACCUCUCUUCACAAUUCAACAAUUUCCUCAACAUUGGCCCCUUCAAUCUCAUAUCUAAAGAAAAUUCGCUGUCCAAAGUUGAUGAAUUCUCUUGCCUUUCUUGGUUAGAUAAUCAAAAGCCAAGAUCGGUUGCCUACAUCUGCUUUGGGACGUUCUUCAAACCUCCACCUCACGAGCUAGUGGAGUUGGCUGAAGCACUAGAAGAGACCCAAACCUCGUUUCUUUGGUCAAUAAAGAGUGAUUCCAAUAAGCAUUUUCCUAAAGGAUUUUUGGAGAGAAUAUGUGCUAAUGGGACUGGAAAGGUUGUACCGUGGGCACCACAGAUACAAGUCUUGGAGCAUUCCGCAAUAGGGGUGUUUAUAACACAUGGUGGAUGGAAUUCUAUGUUGGAGAGUUUGGGAGUUGGUGUCCCUAUGAUAUGCAGGCCGUUUGUGGGCGAUCAACAAUUAAAUACUUGGAUGAUUGAGAGAGUUUGGGGGAUUGGUGCGAAGAUUGAAGGAGGGAGAUUCACCAAACAUGGAACUGCUUGUGCUUUGAAACAAUUCUUAUCAUCUAAUGAAUUGUCAAUAGGACGGAAAAAGAGAAUUGAAGCAUUGAAAGAAUUGGCUCAUAAGGCUGUUGAGCCAAAUGGAGGUUCUACUAAAAAUUUCAAAACUUUAGUGGAUAUGAUCACCAGUGCCACCCUUUGAUAUGUUGUGCUAGCUAUGGUGUUUUGUAAUAAGAGGGCGAUAGUAAAUCUACAUAAGAGGGCGAUAGUAAAUCUACAAUAAUUUUUAUUUCAUAGACAAUAAGUAUAUUCAUGCCACAGUAUAAUUCACUACUA